Cynocephalus volans (Philippine flying lemur) is the source of this 2219-nucleotide messenger RNA. It is a transcript of the gene XG, whose product is annotated as Xg glycoprotein (Xg blood group). Gene Ontology annotation, cellular component: plasma membrane. NCBI's taxonomy places the organism in Eukaryota, Metazoa, Chordata, Mammalia, Dermoptera, Cynocephalidae. The record is from RefSeq and is a predicted model, not a curated record. Gene Ontology annotation, biological process: homotypic cell-cell adhesion; positive regulation of neutrophil extravasation; T cell extravasation. The transcript has 11 exons. The coding region runs from base 144 to 686 and encodes 180 amino acids.
CUCCUACUUUCCACUUGAAGACAUUGUUUCUCUUCCCUCUAUGCUGGGAGACCAGAAGUCAACAAGAGAAGGGUGUGGCAGCUGGAUCCCCGGUUCUGCUUGUCUGAAGUAUCUGCUGGGGUUCUUUCGUCCUGCAGAAAACAAUGGAGACCCGGUGGGGACUCCCCUGUCUCAUGUUCCUGUGUUUUUGGAUGCACGUCCGAGGUCAAGGAGACUUUGACUUAGCCGACGCCCUCGACGACCCAGAACCCACCAAGAAGCCCAACUCAGAUAUCUACCCAAAGCCAAAGCCACCUUAUCACCCACAGCCUGGAAGUCCAGACAACAGUGGAAAUAUCUACCCAAGGCCAAAACCCCACCCUCACCCGCAGCCUGGAAAUCCUGGCAAUAGUGGAGGUUACUAUAAUGACGUGGACCGUGAUGAUGGACGCUACCCACCCAGGCCCAAGCCCAGGCCACCUGCAGGGGGAGGCGGCGGCGGCUACCCUAAUUACGAUGGCUACGGAAACAGUCAUGGUGGAGAUGGCCAUUUAACCUAUGACAACUCUCACGGAAACAAGGUAGCCGGAAUCGUGUCUCCCAUCGUGUCUGUGGUGGUAGCUUUGCUGGUGGGGGCAGCGGCCAGCUAUUACAGAUCAAACAGGAGGAGUAAUUGUUUCAGGACCAAUGAACCACAGAAUGUCUGAAGAUGUCAAGGUCUCCCAAUCACUUUGAGAAAAACUCCAGCAAGAUAAGAACCCCACGUAUCGCCCCUGUGGAAAGUAUAUUUUAUUCAUUGCAUAGGCCGCUUACCUAAAGUGUGUGCUCUUCUGCUGGAACCACGUGAACUGCCUCACAAGAAAUUCUCGGUUGGGGUGUAAUGAUAAUGAUACGUUAAACAGCUAGACCUUGUGUUGUAAAAAAAAAAAAAAAAAGGGCUUGAUGGGUUAGAUAGGUUGUUCAUUUGCACAGAGAGACCCCAGCUCUGUUCUGUUUUCUGCAACUACCUCGGUGCAAUAAUGCACAGAUGUUUAACCUUGUUGAUGGGGCCCUAAAGCACAACGGUGGUAAAACAGCACAGUCUCUUGAUGGUGGGAGGACGAAAUGUGAUCAGCUUCCGAGAGAUGAAGAAUACUGUUCAGGCUUCGAAGAAGCUAUGGUUUGAAACUCGACCUCUGCUAAAUUCCUCAGUGAUGUCAGAAGGGAUGAAGCAAACACUGUUGUGAGUGCUGUGGGUAUGACAUAUUCCCAGCACCAACCAUGGAGGUGAUUACCCUUUAAGCUUCAAUGUGUGCACACAAAAUGAUUAUUCCCUGCAGAAAAUAAGGCUGGAUUUUGACAUUUGAAAGUGCAAACUUGCUGAUGUUACAAUGAUCUAGGGGAAAUUGAUCUUGGGAUAUUUUUUUUUUUUUUUACCCAAGGAAAUGCUUACAGUUUUCAUAUGUCUUGAAAAGUAUGAGACAGAAAUAGUGAUUUUCAGAUGUUGAUCUUUUUCUUAGUAUUUUUAGUCUUUGAUACUCUAUAAGUACCACCUUCUAAGGCAACAAAAUAGAUUUCCUUGGUUGAUACUUUUUUUUAUUCACUGGAGUAGACAAUCUUAAAUCCUCAGAUAGCUAAAAAGUAUACGAUCUAUUCAGUUCUAUUUUAGUAGUACUUUGGGGAAGAAGAAAAAGUUGGUUUGAGCAUAUUUGUAUAGUUGGGUAAAACUUAGGUUGAUACAGCUUUUGGACUGUGCCCUAAACACAGCACCAACAAUUAAGACAUUAUUGCCAUCUGAAACUCAUAUUGAGGACUCACAAAUAUCCCAAACAUGCAUGUGUUGUGUUCACCAUUACGAAUUGGGAGGUAGGUCUCCAAAGAGAAUUGAAAGCAGAGAUUACUUAAAAGAGCUCCCCAAUUUUAGAAAGAACUUAAAACUUAUGAAUAGGAUUAGUCGUCCCAGAAUUGCACAUCUGACAGCACGGAUUUACAUAUGAUGUAAGCAAUUUUAAGACAGCCUGGACUUCCUAUUUUAAGGUGUGUGUCCUAUGAGCGUUCUCAGUUCUUGUAGAGGUGGAGACUGUUACCCGAUUAAGUUUUCUAUAUACGAGUUUCAGUGUGAGUUUAAUGUAAUUCUUGUUAAAAAGUGACUAUGUACACACACACACACACACACACACUCAUACAUGCACACAGGCAUGCAUAUCUACGUGGAAUCUAAACGUUUUUCAUGCUAAGUGCCUCUGUUCUGUGUAACUGUC